Messenger RNA from Penicillium subrubescens, 7653 nucleotides. RefSeq lists its product as uncharacterized. The record is from RefSeq and is a predicted model, not a curated record. NCBI's taxonomy places the organism in Eukaryota, Fungi, Ascomycota, Eurotiomycetes, Eurotiales, Aspergillaceae. The transcript has 2 exons. Gene Ontology annotation, molecular function: protein binding. Bases 1 to 7653 code for a protein of 2550 amino acids.
AUGUCCGCCAACGAAAUGAGAACCGAAGCUGAGCACCACGGCGAGAGCCUCGGCUCUCGGCUCACCAAGAAAAUCAGCAAGAAACUCUCGCACAGUGGCUCCAAAGAGGGAGCUAAAGAAGGUGCCAACGCGAGCUCAAGCAAAGAGACUGCCGGCGAAACUGGCAUGGGCCAACAGGCUCUCAACAAAGGCCAGGAAAUCAAGGACCAAGCAAUGAAAGGAGAUUCCAGUGGUGCCAAGGACAUCGCCACUAAAGGAGAAAACACGAAGAAUACCAUCGGCCAGGGAGAUAUGGAAGGGACCGUUGGCGGACUCGGCUUGAGCGAGGAAAAUGCGAACACCAACAACGGUGCAGUUGCCAGCGGACGACCCGGAGGAUACAGACCAAGUUUUAGUAUUGGACCCAUCGAGUACAACGACGAUAUCAAAAAGGGCCCUAUCUCGACAGGCAUCCAAAGAGACACUGGCCAGACAGGUCUCGGUGCGAUGGGGAGCAACAGCCAGGAUGGGGGAAUAGAUACCAGCAAGAAGAAACUAAGUCCACCUCUGAUGGGCGGCUCUCAGAUGGGGCAAGGAACUAGUCAAACUGGACAAGAGCUCAAUCAAGCCCGCUCUGCCAUUGGCCCAGGCCAGAAUCCGAUGGGUCUUAGCAAAGAUCCAUCGACACUCAGUCCAGGCUCGAAAGGUCUCAUGCCAACCCAACAGGGUCUCAGUCCAACUCAACAAGGCCUCAGUCCAGCCCAACAUGGUCUGGGUCCAACCCAGAAGGGUCUAAGCCAGGGCCAAAAGGGAAUGGGACAGUCUCUUCCCAGCACAGCCAAAGCUGCCGGCGCAACUUUCGGUGGCGAGGAAAUGAUGCAGCAAGAGCUUCGUGACCAAUUGGCUAUCGGCAACGAUGUCUUUGGCAACUUGGGCGCCGACAAAGCAGCCACCAAGUCAACAACCAAAUCACCUUCCCAGCAAGCAGGCAAAGGUGGCUUCGGUGCGUUUGGAGGUGGUGCUCUUGGGAAUAUCUUCCGCCGAGCAUCUGGCCAAGGCAAAUCGGCCAAGAGCAAUGUCACCAAAGAAAAGCCCAUGCAGACGACGCAGACGACUUCGCAAACGUCCAAAACAUCCAAAACUACCGAAAAACACGGUAUCAGCCGAGACAAUAUUGCUGGAGCAGCUGCUGGAGCAGGUGCCGGUGCGGCUCUUGGAGGAAUGGGAAUGAAAAAAGGCAUGGAUCAUGCUGGUGUGAACAGCUCUGACAUGACCAACACUGGCACGACCAACACUGGCAUGAACAAGUCCGGCAUGGGUCAGGGAGGCAUGGGUCAGCCUGGUAUGGCUGGUAUGACUGGCAUGCCCAUGAACUCGAAAGGACAAACCAGCACAGAUUUGUCUCUCCAUGGCGGUACUGUCAGAGGAGGCAAUGCUGUCAUGAGUGGCUCUGGCGAGUCUCCCAAGACUACCAGCUCGUCCGGCAAAGCAGGCGCCGCUGCAGCCACUGGAGUUGCUGGUGCUAGUGCUGGUGCUGCUGGCAUGGCCGGAAAGCCUGGCAUGUCCAAUAAAUCUGGCAUGACUGGAACUCGAGGAACGGGUAUCACCGACGAUAUGACCCAGCAGGGUCUCAGCAAGGAUGCUUCCAGCCGCGGAUACUCGGGUGCCACCAGCUCGACCACCACCAAUACCAGCGGAGUGUCCACUCGAGCCGUCCGAGGUCUGAGUACCAGCACCCACAAGGUCACUGUUCUCCAGGAUAAAGUCCAGGCAGUCUCGCAGAAGUGCAAGACUCAAUUGGGCGUUUCGGCCAGCGAAAUUAGCGAGCGCAGCCCAACCGUCGAUACUUUCUUCGAUGCAGUUGCGGCGGAACGCCUGCGCUGGAUGCCUCGUGAUGGUAGCAGACUCGACUGCAGUCUCCGGUGGGCGUCGCGACUGGCAUAUGCAGUCGAUGCUCUUCGUGAGUCGACUGGACUGUUUGCCCCAGGUGCCGAUGCAGCUGCCCAAUUGAUCUGGGGAUUCAUGAUUCUUUUGUUGGAGUCUGACAUGGACAAUACCGAUCUCUUCGAAAGUGUCUUUGGCCGAUAUGGACGCGUUGCUGUUGGCAUUUACUUGCUCCUUCAAUAUGAGUCUGCCUACAAGACCUCUACUCCCCUCCAGCCCGAAGCCGCUGCAGUGUUUUCGGACCUUCUUGAAAUGGUCUGUACCACUACGACCAGCUGUGUUGAAGGGUUCAAGGCCAAGGAAUCGAAUCAACUUAUCGAACACAACGUUGACGCAGCCUUUGUCACCUACGCGAGGCGUUACUCGACCCAUUGGAAUGCCAUCGUCGAGUCCGCCACAUCGAAGCUGGUCAAGCAAAGCUCGCUGAUCUACUCGAGCCCCGAGUUGGGCAGUCUCCGCCAGUUCCUCGGCGUCCAGGACCGUCCACUUCAGUUCAUCCUUGAAUCUCGCAUGCACUCUCUUGCAGAGGGUUCCUUCGAAUGGUUCAACAGCAAUCUGUACGAUUUCUCAAUUGGUAAGUCUCCAGUUAUGCUGGUAACUGGCGGUGCAGGAUCUGGAAAGAGUGCUCUUGCCCAGUGGACCGUCGAGCGUCUGCAGGAAUCAGCAGAGCAUGAUAGCUGGAAUGUUAUUCCAUACACUAUCCGCGCCGAUAUUCCCGUUGCAACCUUGACACUGCGCAUUCUAAAGGGCAUCCUGCAUCAGAUGCUCGACCACUGUGUCAGCGAUAAGCAGACCCAGGAGGCGAUUCUGGUUCAAGUUGCCAAGGCAGCUCAAGGUGCCCUGGACGGAGCCGGCGACGUUGAGGUUGAAGAGUGUCUCUGGCGAGGUAUUCGUACCGGCUUGGCGUCGAACAUUCAGUACAUGUUCGUCGUCGAUGGCCUCGACCAGAUCAAGGGUGGAGAUGGCGACGCAAUUGCCGUUCUGGAAAACUUCACUAAGAUCCUGACGGAACAGAAUGCGGGCUCCAAGAUGAUUGCAUUCACCAGACCGCUCGGUUCGAAACCACACUCCACGAACAUCGAGCAGUUCAUGAUGCAGACCACGCAGACUCGAACUGAUUUGGUCGCUUUUGUCAAUAAGAUGCUCUCUGCCUCGCACUUUGAUACCGCAAAGGGUGACCAGCUCCAGUCUACCGUUGCUGCUAUCGUCAACCGCUCGCAGGGAUCCUUCAGCUGGGCCGAGAUGGCAGUCGAGUAUGCCAAGCAGCAGAGAACUUUGGCGCAAGCCGUCUCAUCUGUUCAAAGUCUGCCACAGCCUAUGACUGAGCUACUUGACUUCCACAUGAAAAACCUUGAUCUUAGUCAACACGAGGCAGUGUCCAUCAUGUCAUGGCUAGCUGCAUCGGAGAGACCUCUUCUCGUCGAAGAGAUUGAGGAACUCCUACGUGUUGAGUCCAAGGGACCGAGCUUCAUGUCGCGUAUGAGCAACACUGAAAAACAAUGGUCCAACGCACUUCGUCCUCUGGUUAUGACGCGUGAUGGAGUUGUUUCCUUUGCACACACAUCCAUCCGUGAUCAUGUCAUCGGCCAAGCUAGAGCUGCCAGUGUCAAGUCGCCGCUCAAUCUCAAGGAAGCCCAUUUGGAUCUUCUCAUGAGAUGUCUUGGAUGGGUGCAGCUCAGCGUCCGGGAAGAGACUGAGCUCUCGAUGGACAAGUUGAGCAUGGAAGAGCGCAACCGCCUCUUCGACAAAUAUGUCAUUCUGGAGUACACUGCUCGCUACUGGCUCUCUCACCUCUUGUCAUCGCCUUUGGUGUCCGAUGAGGGCGAGUUCCAGUUCACAACAAGCUUCCAGAAGCUGCUGCCCGCGACCGUCCUCUUCGCUCGUAUUGAGCUGACAUGCAAAGAGUCGCAGUUUACUCGGUCAAGUGUUGUGGAGUUGUACCGCCUCGCGACAGACAUCCGUCGCCUGGCCCUGGGCGAGAAAUCCAUGGGACUCCUGGAAAGCUUGCUUCUCAGCGCCCGCGUGUCCAAGCUUGCUCAUGCUAGCCACGCCGAUGAGCAUUGCUACGAGGCAUGGAGACUUAGCCAAGAGCUUCUGGGCCAGUCAGAUCCCAUCACUCUGAACUGCGCCGAGAUGAUGACCCAGUCGUUCAGCGAGCGCGGCACGAUGACCUCCCAGCAGGAGGACAUCAUGAAAUAUCUCAUCCUGACCGACUCCGAAGUCACUGGAGUUGAGUUCAACCAGCGCCUGAAAUACCUCGGUAUGAUCGUUGGCAUGUACAAGUCUCGUGGUGACAACAGCUCUGCCCUUCUUAUAUCGAAGCAGUUCUACCAGCAAAUUCUUCAGAAAUACGGUACCAACUCGAGACAAUCCUCCGAGGCUGCUGACUUCCUCACGAGUCAGUUCUCAGCCACUGACAGUGACGAGAUGAGUCGCGACAUUGCGAGAACCAAAUAUGACAAUGUCAUCCGAACCAUGGAAGUCACGGACGAGCGUCGCAUCAAGUACUCCUUGUACAUGGCCCAGCUUUACGAGCAACAAGGCCAGCACGCCCAAGCCUCACCCGUUCUGUCGAGUCUCUGGGCUGGUCUCAAUGCCCGCGAUAUCGAUUCUGUGGACAUGAUGGACAAGAAGGCCAACGUGGCCCUCAUCUAUUACCAAUUCCUCCGUCGCCAAGGCCGCAAUGACGAGGCUGAAAUUAUCAUGCGUGAGCUUGUCGCCGACUUGGAAGUUUCCGGCAUCCAAUCCCCGGAGAUGAUGCAGCGCGUACAGCUCCUGCGUGCCGAGACUCGCGAGAUGCAAAUGUACAGUCUGGACCAGUCUUUGUCCAUCCUCAUGUGGCGCUAUUACAAGCAGAAUCACCAGGAGUAUACACCCGAGGCCAGAAAUUUGGCAAUGUCGCUGGCUGAAGGCAUGGCCAAUUCGGUCUCCAUUGAGGACUCCACCAUGAUGUCUGGAAGCGAUCGUAAGCUGAUGGUCGAGCUUUUGGACUCCAUCACCUCGUCGCCCACCAACAUUUCCGUGCCCACUUUGAUUCUCUGUCACAAUCUGUCAAGUAUCUAUGUGCGUGAGGAGGACUGGAAUGAGGCAAGCGAUUGCUCCAAGGCUGUUCUGCAGCAUGUCUAUCCUUCCAUUGAGCAGCCUGGCUCUCACAAGAAAUUCACCACUGAACUGGCACCUCCUGUUGCUGAUCUGGCUCUGAUUCUCGCCUAUUGUCACUUCCGAAGACUGCAUCUUGAACAGGCUACCACUGUGUACGAGAAUGCCUUUGGCUCUCUGGUUGUCUCGGACAAGGUACCCGUCGCUUCUGUUCUGGCUGUCGCCAAGGCCGUUGUGGAAUUCUAUGAAACGACCUUCCAGUUCACCAAGGCACUUACGCUUCUCCACACAGUCAGCAAUUUUUUGACCUCUCGACUGGGCGAAACGCACAAGCACACCAUUGAGAAUAUGUACCUUGAAGCUGCACUGGCCGAUCGACUGGAGAUGAACAAUGAGGCCAAGAGCACCUACGAGCGCAUCUACAAGAACACUCUCCGUGACAACAAGAUUGCUCCCGAGGGCAUGGAAGCUGCCCUUGCCCUUAUCGGUCUCUACGAGAAGGAGAUGCAGUGGAGCUCGGCCUUAGACAUCUACCGUCAUCUGUGGCCCACAGUCGUCGUACAUGACAAAAUGCAUGCCUAUGAUCAAAUUCAGACUGAGCGUCUGCUCGAGAAGACAUACAUCGGUUACAUGACCAUUCUGACGAGUCAUAUGAAGAGCUCCGACUUCACCGAGAGAUACAAGGUUUCUUCUGACUACGUGACGACCUGCCGCAAUGUCUAUGGUCCCACGCACCAGAAGACCCUAAGCGCAACUCUUCUCUUCGCCGAGCUGUGUGAGACACAUGAAUCGUACAUCGACCAGGCUAUCACGCUAUACAAGCAGCCUCUGCAGAUAAGCGAGUGGGUGCCAACUUCCCAGUCGUCCAAGGGCCUGGACCAGAUGACCCAGGCGCUGCCGAUUACUCUGAAGCACAAGCUGGCUCAGCUGUUCGUUCGAAAGCGUGAUUCUACCAGUGAAGCCCGCUCGCUGUACACUGAGGAGUUCCAACUUGGCAAGAAGACCCAGGGUUAUUUCUCGACCACCACGCUGUCCUGGCUUCGUGAGCUUGCCCUCGCCCAUUCCCGGCAGGGUACACCUACUUCUGUCCAGCAGGGUAAUGCCCUUCUUCACAACUAUGUCACCGAUUGCCUGCAUGCCGGUGGCGACUCGGACAUGAUGGCCAACUGGGCACGGAAGGUCGCUGCGAUCUAUCUCGAGUGCGGCUUUAUCGAAGGAGGAAACAAUGUUCUCGAUGAGCUACGUCAACGCGUGGUCUACGGUUCUGAAACAUCUGUAAUGGUUCUCAGCGACCGCCGAGACACAGUAUUCACGGCCGCCUUUGAAGAAGCCUUCGGCCGUCGCGCCACCUCCGAGCAAAUUAUGAACGAGAUGGCCCGCGAAAUGCAAACCCAGCAGGCCUUUGCGAAGAACCUGUCCGGCCAUGACUUCAUUCCGACCUUGAUCUCUGGUGAUCGUCUCGUUCGUCUGCAGACGGACCAGAAUCGGACUCGGGCCGCAAUGACUACACGCAACAAGCUGUACGAGUACUUCUGCACCACGCUAUCUGCUACAUCAAUCGCAGAGCGGGAUGUCGUCAAGCAGUUCUUUAAGAUCUGUCUACGGGAAGUCCACACUGAGAAGUAUAACAUGAAUAUUCUCAGCACGACUACCAAACUCGUCCGCGACUUGUGCAAUUCAUCCCGUUUCCAGGAUGCAAGUGACGUAACAGGCGUGCUGCACUCGUUCCUCCAUCUCACAGAUGGUCUCAACAACUACGACAGCAUCAUAAACGCUACAAAGUUAUGCCUCUAUCUCAGUGGCCACCAAGCAACCAAAUGCGAAGACAAAGCGAUCCAAACCGAAAUGUCCGCCAAAGUCAAGAUGCUCCUCCAAGAACUCAUGGCCUCCUCCAAGGCCAUCGGCAUCGAAAUUGUCGAUCUGCCCUUCCACGACUUGAACGAUAUAAUCACCCUCCUCGGCGAACACGAGAUGUUCGACGAUCUGGAAGGUAUCCUGACUCAACUGUGGACAUCACGUAUCGUCCAACGAACCUGGACCCCCGACGUGGUCGUCUGGAUCGGUCGCCGACUCGUCGAAACGCGCUUCUGCCGUGGUUCCGUCGAUUCAGCCAUCCAGCUCUGUCGCGAUAUCUGCUAUAACCUCCGCCAAGUAUGGGGAUCUUGUGACCCAGUCACCCUUGAAAUGACCAAGCUUUUAUCCGGACUCUUCACCGCAUCUAAUGAUCACAAGUCCGCCGCUGCGCUGCACGAAGGUGCCCUGCAUGAUCUGAUGGGUGACUCCGAGGCGAAGAAACAUCCCCGUGCGGCGGAUACUGCAUCCCAGCAUAUGGAGCUUCUCCGUCGGGCACAGUCUCGUUUGGGAGCCUCCACCAAGGCUUCCGCCCAUGCUGGUCUCAUGUCACAAGUGGCAGAUCGAUUCGGGUUACAGUCGGAACAGAUCCAGGGCGUUGGUGAUGCGAAUGGUGGUGAGAAGUUUGGUGUUUGGUCGAGACCUAGACGGUUUAGUAUUGAUGUUGAGGAUUUGGAUGAGCAGGGGCAGGCUCAUCAUAAUCAUUUGCGUGAGUCGAGUGGUGCUGGUUUGACUAAUGGUAGUGGUGCGCCCAGGAGGAUCUCCGUGCAGGCACUGUGA